Messenger RNA from Peromyscus maniculatus bairdii (prairie deer mouse), 4094 nucleotides. NCBI's taxonomy places the organism in Eukaryota, Metazoa, Chordata, Mammalia, Rodentia, Cricetidae. The record is from RefSeq and is a predicted model, not a curated record.
ACGGCGGAUGGGACAACUUCGGGGAAUCAUGGCCCAAGUAGCGAUGUCCACACUACCUGCUGAAGAUGAGGAGUCCUCGGAGAGCAGAAUGGUGGUGACGUUCCUCAUGUCUGCCCUGGAGUCCAUGUGUAAAGAGCUGGCCAAGUCCAAGGCUGAGGUGGCCUGCAUCGCCGUGUACGAGACGGACGUGUUUGUUGUUGGAACUGAGAGAGGACGUGCUUUUGUCAAUACCAGAAAGGAUUUCCAAAAAGAUUUUGUAAAAUAUUGCGUUGAGGAAGAGGAAAAGGCAGCCGAGAUGCAUAAGAUGAAAUCUGCAACCCAGCCGAAUCGGAUGAGUGUGGACGCUGUGGAGAUUGAAACACUCAGGAAAACGGUGGAGGAUUAUUUCUGUUUUUGCUAUGGAAAAGCUUUAGGCAAAUCCACAGUGGUCCCUGUGCCGUAUGAGAAGAUGCUACGUGACCAGUCAGCUGUGGUGGUACAAGGGCUUCCUGAGGGAGUUGCCUUCAAGCACCCUGAACAUUACGACCUUGCAACCUUGAAGUGGAUUUUGGAGAACAAGGCGGGGAUCUCGUUCAUCAUUAAGAGACCUUUCCUUGAACCGAAGAAACACCUUGGUGGCCGAGUGAUGGCAUCAGAUCCUGAGAGGACCAUCCUGUCUCCUGGUGGAAGUUGUGGCCCCAUCAAAGUGAAAACGGAACCCACGGAAGACUCUGGCAUUUCUCUGGAAAUGGCCGCUGUGACAGUUAAGGAGGAGUCAGAAGAUCCUGAUUACUAUCAGUAUAACGUUCAAGGCCCUUCUGAAACUGAUGAUGUUGAUGAAAAGCUCCCCCUUUCGAAGGCUUUGCAAGGAAGCCGUCAUUCCUCAGAAGGCAACGAAGGAACAGAAGUGGAAAUACCCGCAGAAGAUUCUACUCAACAUGUCCCUUCAGAAACAAGUGAGGACCCUGAAGUUGAGGUGACUAUUGAAGAUGACGAGUACUCCCCGCCCACCAAGAGGCCAAAGAGCAACGAGCCGCCCCCUCCGCCGCCAGUCCCAGAGCCCGUCAACGCUGGCAAGCGCAAAGUCAGGGAGUUCAACUUCGAGAAAUGGAACGCACGCAUCACUGACCUGCGGAAACAAGUGGAGGAGCUGUUCGAAAGAAAAUAUGCUCAAGCUAUAAAAGCCAAAGGUCCGGUGACGAUCCCAUACCCUCUCUUCCAGUCCCAUGUUGAAGAUCUUUAUGUAGAAGGGCUUCCCGAAGGGAUUCCUUUCAGAAGGCCAUCGACAUACGGCAUUCCUCGCCUUGAGAGGAUCUUGCUGGCAAAGGAGAGGAUCCGCUUUGUGAUUAAGAAAAAUAAAGCUAUCCGCCUGACUAGGGAACAGGCGAACCUCCGCUGUCCCCUCACAGUGAAGGAGGAGUGGUAUGCACGCAUCACCAAGCUGAGGAAGAUGGUCGACCAGCUCUUCUGCAAGAAAUUUGCGGAGGCCCUGGGGAGCACUGAAGCCAAGGCUGUACCAUACCAAAAAUUUGAGGCCCACCCCAAUGACCUCUAUGUGGAAGGACUUCCAGAAAACAUUCCUUUUAGAAGCCCCUCGUGGUAUGGAAUCCCAAGACUGGAAAAAAUCAUCCAAGUGGGCAAUCGGAUUAAAUUUGUUAUCAAGAGGCCCGAACUCCUGACUCACAGUACAACAGAAGUGACUCAACCACGGACGAAUACGCCAGUCAAGGAAGAUUGGAAUGUCAGAAUCACCAAGCUUCGCAAGCAGGUGGAAGAGAUCUUUAAUCUGAAGUUCGCUCAAGCUCUUGGCCUCACAGAGGCAGUGAAGGUGCCCUAUCCUGUAUUCGAAUCAAAUCCGGAGUUUCUGUAUGUGGAAGGGCUGCCUGAAGGGAUCCCCUUCCGAAGCCCCACCUGGUUUGGGAUUCCACGCCUUGAGAGGAUUGUCCGUGGCAGCAAUAAGAUCAAGUUUGUUGUUAAAAAGCCUGAGCUAGUUGUGUCCUACCUGCCUCCUGGGAUGGCUAGCAAAGUCAACACUAAAGCGUUGCAGUCCCCCAAACGGCCACGAAGCCCUGGCAGCAACUCCAAGGUGCCUGAGAUUGAGGUCACUGUGGAAGGCCCCAACAACAACAGCCCUCAAACGUCCACCGUUCGAACUCCUACCCAGACCAACGGUUCAAACGUUCCCUUCAAGCCUCGGGGGAGAGAGUUUUCCUUUGAGGCCUGGAAUGCCAAAAUCACAGACCUGAAGCAGAAGGUGGAAAACCUUUUCAACGAAAAAUGCGGGGAAGCUCUUGGCCUUAAACAGGCAGUCAAAGUGCCGUUCGCGUUGUUCGAGUCCUUCCCGGAAGACUUCUACGUGGAAGGCUUACCCGAGGGGGUGCCCUUCCGAAGACCAUCCACAUUCGGCAUUCCGAGGCUGGAGAAGAUCCUCCGGAACAAGGCCAAGAUCAAGUUCAUCAUUAAAAAACCUGAGAUGUUCGAGACGGCCAUCAAAGAGAGCACCUCUUCCAAAAGCCCUCCGAGGAAGAUAAACUCCUCACCCAACAUUAAUACUACUGCAUCAGGUGUGGAAGACCUUAACAUCAUUCAGGUGACGAUUCCAGAUGACGAUAAUGAACGACUCUCCAAAGUUGAAAAGGCCAGGCAGCUGCGGGAGCAGGUCAACGACCUCUUCAGUCGGAAGUUUGGUGAAGCUAUUGGGAUGGGCUUCCCUGUGAAGGUUCCCUACAGGAAGAUCACCAUCAAUCCCGGCUGUGUGGUGGUCGAUGGCAUGCCCCCCGGGGUGUCCUUCAAAGCCCCCAGUUACCUGGAGAUCAGCUCCAUGAGAAGGAUCUUAGAUUCUGCUGAGUUUAUCAAGUUCACUGUCAUUAGACCAUUUCCAGGACUUGUGAUUAAUAACCAGCUGGUUGAUCAGAGCGAGUCCGAGGGCCCUGUGAUACAAGAGUCCGCUGAGGUGAGCCAGUUGGAAGUUCCUGCAACAGAAGAAGUUAAAGACACGGAAGGGAGCUCACAGAUCAAGCAGGAGCCCGACCCCACGUGGUAGACACGUCUCCAGGCUCGGCUUCCAGUGAGUGGUGGAGAAGAGCUUUCGGCCCCGCCUGCCGGCUCUGUAAUAUACUUGUAUAACAGAAAUACCUUCUAUACAAACCUUCUUUUCUACUUCUAGAUAGAAAUGUCUACUUUCUCAGCGGUUCUGUGAAUUGAACUACGCAGCAGCGUGACGAGAGGCGCGUGCCUGGCUGGCUUGGGGAUGCACUAGAGGAGGAUUUCACAGCCGUGCUGGAAAGAGACAGGGAAUGGCAGGGACGACUCGUAGAUUUUUUUUAUGCAUUGGGCAGAGCCUUGGGCCGCGGCGCGUAUUCCAGUCAGUGGAGUACACUCCUCCAACCCGGCAUCUUGGCUUCCGCAGCGAAGAAGCCCGGGCUAGUCAGUGCUUUAGUUCUUCUCUUGAAAAUCAUUUCCGUGAUCGAUCGCGCACUCGGCUCCCCUUCCCGCCCGCCCCGCGGGAGGGCUGCUGUCUGUCCGUCUGACUAAGCCUUUGCCUAAGCUCUAUCAUGGUUCCUCUUGUUCUCGCUGCAAUUAAGAGCAAGGCUGGCCGCCUCACCCGACGGGACGGCCAGUGAGCAGCCAGCGUCUCCGCAGAGAGGAGACAUUCUCAGAGCCUCUUUUCACCCUUACUUUGCAGCAAGUACAUGUCUGGGUGUGCCCUGAAGGUCAGAGGUCGGAGGUCAGGUAUGCAUGCUUUAGCAGCUGGCUCACUAAACCCUCCCCAGCUGGGAGCCACAGUGGCCUGGGGUGCUCUGGGACGCAGUCGGGCCGGGCAGGGCGUCUGUCUGUCUGUCUGUCUGGCCGGGUGUGGGGAGUGAGGCAGGCAGGCUCGUGUGCACCUCCGUGUUCACACCCUCUGGGCCUGAAAGCUCCCGGACGGAGCAGUUGUAGAGAAUCACAGCUCUGGAGACUUAGAGGAUGUGAGGGCGCGGCGGGGCACCACGAUGACUAUGGGAAAUUAUAUCACACGUAGCAGAGUUAGGCAUUUUUAUGUGUUCCUUAUAUUUUACCUCAAAUUGUAGAUAUAGGGUAAUAAAUAAAAUCCACCCAUGCCUUUCACACGCAAA